AUGAAACGUUUGUGUCCUAAUGUUGCUCAAAAACCCCGCAUUUUACAGGAAAAUCUAAGAAUUUUGAGACGUAUUCCAAUGUCCAUUGGUGGUACAGGGCUUUGUAAGACAACAAAGAAAGAUGUAUCAUCUAGCCAGGAAAACCCUUCAGAAGACGAUGUACUUGAAGAUCACUCUGUAUGGAUGUGUUUACAGUGUGGCCACUUGGGCUGUGGUCGGUUCUCUGAGAACAAACAUGCCCUACAUCAUUAUCAGACUCCUCACUCAGAUUCACAUUGUGUUGUUGUGAACACAACCAAUUGGGGUGUGUGGUGUUAUGAGUGUGAUGAUGAAGUGGAAGCUAACACUGUCCGUAGAUUAGAGGAUUGUGUGGACUUUCUAAGGAAGCACGUUGGUCUAAGCAAAACAAAGUCCUCACCUUCUGUAUCUUCAGGUAUUUUAUUGUUUUUAUGUUAAUGGAGAACUU
Molecule: messenger RNA, 466 nt
Organism: Limulus polyphemus (Atlantic horseshoe crab)
Lineage: Eukaryota; Metazoa; Arthropoda; Merostomata; Xiphosura; Limulidae
Product: ubiquitin carboxyl-terminal hydrolase 16-like
Exons: 3
Coding region: 1-456 (151 amino acids)
Molecular function (GO): zinc ion binding
Source: RefSeq, a predicted model, not a curated record